CUUAGUCACUUGUCAUAGUGCUCUGAGUCUUUACAGUGGAUAGUCCCUCUCCUCUGAGAUGGACAGUAUCACCUAGCAAUAUGUGUGCCCUGGCAACAUGAGCACAAUCAAGAGUAAUCGGCAACUGUACCUGCAGUACUCAGCCAUGGCCCCCAAGCUGCUGGCCCGCAUCUGUAAACUCCUCAUCACCUGUCGCAAUGCGGGCAUCCCCAUCCCAAAGGGCAUCAGGAACAUCUUUGAGUUCACCUGGGAGGAGCUCAUCACUGAUCCCUCAGUGCCCACCCCAUCUGCCAUCCCGGGUCUGGAGGUCACCUUUGGAGCACCUCCUGUGGUGCUUAUGGAUGCAAUCUCAGCUCAGGCCCCGGUCCAGAAGAAGCCGGCGCCAGCAUCCCCACUGCAGCCAUCACAGGUGCUGCCCACAGCCGCAGGGUUGGCCAAGAACUCCACCCCUCCCACCUCUGCCCGCCAGGUGGGCAACAGCCAGGACACCCUGCACAAGUUUCAGCGGCAGUCCAUCCACCUGCUGACAGAGCUCCUUGCCCUGAAGAUGAAGGCCAUGGUGGAGUCUGCCUCUGUAGGUGCCAACCCCCUAGAUGUCACCAAGCGCUUCGUGGAAGCCAGCCAACUCCUGCAUCUCAAUGCCAAGGAAAUGGCCUUCGACUGCCUGAUCGGCACUGUUGGAAGGAAUAGCUACUCUGUGGGAACGACAGGGAAAGAGUCCCCCAUGAACAUGUCCGUUAUGGGAGUAAACUCACCUUACCAGCUGAUCUAUCAGUCUUCCACAGCCUGUCUGAGUUUUUCCCUCUCAACUGGAAAGGAAGUCAAGAAGAAAGGCAAAUCAAAAGCCAUAGAAGAUGUCAUUAUGUCACCACCCCCUCGAGUGAUGAGAAUAUCUCCUGAGACUGAGGUCACUGACCCUUGCCCUGAGGCUCGGGAGAUGCUGCAGGACAUGUGUCGCCACACACAAGCUGAAAGGGCCUCGUGGAAAGGAAGGAAUAUCUCCUACCCCAUGAUCUUACGCAACUAUAGGGUAAAGCCUUUCCAUCAAAUGUUGGCCUCCAAAGUGGACUCUUAUGCCCAGGGUUUCCAUCACCCACACACGGGGGGUGCUCAGACUCCUACUUCCACCUCUCACCAGCCUCCCAUGUACCAUGCUCACUCCAGUGUGAGUUAUCAAGACUGGAAGAUGCCCAAGAAGCCCCUCAAGUUGCAUUACUCCUUUUGUGAUGGGACCUCCUUCGUUUAAUAUCCUUUUGCUUACUAUCCUUCUGGAAACAUCGCAGUGUGUCAGCUCCCCACGUGCUGCAGAGGGAGAACCAUCACCUGCCUCUUUAAUGACAUGCCUAACUUCUUCCUGGCCCUGUUCAAUGGUGAAGGACAGGGCUGUGUUCACUACAAUAUAAAGCCCUGCUGCUCAUAUGUCUUGGUCUUGGAUGAGGAAGGCGGGAUCACCAAUGACCAGAAGGGCUACGUAGUCCACAAGUGGAGUUGGACUUCCAGGACAGAGACUUUGCUCUCCCUGGAAUACAAGGUGAACAAGCAAAUGAAGCUAACAGUGCUGGGGCAGGACUCCAUCAUGGUCACCUUCACUUGCCUGAAUGAGACAGUGACACUCUCUAUAUCAGCGAAAAACUGUCCACAUGUCAUGACACCUGAAAAACGGAUUACCCGCAGAAUCAACAGCAUUGAUGAAAAGAUGCUGAAGAUGAACCGAGCCUUGGCUGAGAUCAAGAAGCGGUUUCAGAAGACAGUGACUCAGUUCAUGAACUCUGUCUUGCUGGCAGCAGGCCUGUUCACCAUAAAAUAUCCCACCAUAAAGGAAGAGGCAGAACUUGGCCGCAUCAAGAUGAAAUCUGGGUCUUAUCCAGAGCGAGGCCGCAAGCCAAGUUCGUACACAGGAGAGAUCUCUUCACGAUCCCAGUCAGCCCGACAGGAUUCCGUAAUUGAAGACUCUUUGAAGGAAGAGGCUGGGCCAGCUCCUGUGAUCCCUGCCUGGAAGAAGGACAUCAAAAUCCAGCCCAAACCCACUCCCAGAGGGAAACCCAGUGAGGUGCACAGCCACACCCGGUGGGCGGCCUCACCCUAUGACUGCCCACUGGUGCUUCGGAGGCUCGUGCGCAAGGAAGACAUCCGGGCUGGCUGCAAGUGUGUUGUGAAGGCACCCUUGGUGUCUGACUUGGAGCUGGAGCGCUUCCUGUCAGCACCCCGAGACCCCAGCCAAGUGCUAGUGUUCGGAAUCAUCUCAGGGCAGAACCACAGCACUGCCCAGCUGCAGUGGCUGCUGGACACACUGUACAGCAGUCAGCAGCAGGGCCGUGCCUCACCCUGCAUCCAGGUUGUGCGGCACGAUCCCUACCGCCUGUUACGGUAUGACCUGGAGAGCCCCCUGCAGAAGGACCCACCCCUGCUGGUGAAGAAGUAUGCUGUAGUGCGAGGGAUGGUUCUGAUGUUUGCUAGGGGGAAGCUUCUUUUUGGGGGCUGUGUUCUGAAUGGAUAUGGCUUCAGCAAACAGAAUCUGCUGAAACAGAUCUUCCAGGCUCGGCAGGAUUGCAAGAUGGGCUACUUCCUGCCAGACAACUACAAAUUUAGUGUUCGAAAUGCUAUCCCAAGUCUGGAGGAUUCUGACUCAGCUAAGAGAGCCAUGUCUGAGGAUCUUGAAGGAAGCUUCUCCUCGGUCCUGGGUGACAAGGUGGAAAAGGAUAGCUCUUCCCAAGUUGACAAGUUGAAAACGCCUGAAAUAGAUCUGCAUCCUUUGGUUGUCAAGCUUAGGAGGGGCAGUGAGAAAGUGACCACCUGGAAGAAACAGACCAAGAAGUGACACCCUCCCUACACCCAUCCCGGCUUUUCAGUCUCCCAUCCCCUUUAAUAAACACUCAU
This is a messenger RNA of Castor canadensis (American beaver), 2877 nucleotides long. Lineage: Eukaryota; Metazoa; Chordata; Mammalia; Rodentia; Castoridae. The record is from RefSeq and is a predicted model, not a curated record.